AUGCCAUCGGUCGUGUAUCCUUACACCGUCACCAAUAGUUACAAAGGGGGUCUCUUCAUGCGUACUUACAGCCGCAAUGUUCGACGCGCCUGGGAUGGCGAAGACUAUCGCGCCCCAAAGCGCCAACGCCUGAACGAUGCCUGGAACGCGCAUUCCUCUUCCUGUGCUGCAGGUGCCAAUGAGAAUACCAUGAACGAUGUCGACAUGGAAGACAGUCUCGAACGCGCCAUUCGCGAAACGAGUGUGGCGGCGUUGUCUUCGUCGCCUUCGCGGAAGAAUAGCACCAUCUUUUCUGCAGAAUCACAAGAGGACGAUUUAGGUUCUAGCACAAUCACUCCGCCAUCCUCCCCUCCGCCAGAACUACAACUCACUCCGCCCAACAUCAAGGCACGGAAACCCACGUUCUCGUUCCUCGACAAGGCCAAAAAGGAAAAGGAAAAGAAAGAGAAGAGCGCGAAGCGGAAACGCGUAGGGCCGUCGACUGGUCCGGACAGUGCCGCAAACACGCGUCUGGACUCUGAGCCGCUCUCCGAGAUUCUCAACUCGAGUGCACGUGGUCAAGGCGCGCAGCCUCCGACCAACGACGCGUCGAAUGUCCACAAUCUCGAUCAAACGCCGCGACAAUCGACACAGGCCUCCAAGCCGGCCGCACCCAAACAGCAUCUUAUUCAGACCAUCCUCGACCUCGGUCAACCACUCGUGCCGACAACAUGCCCUCAAUGUCAGAUGUCGUACACGCCUUCACUGCCCGAAGACACGCAACUCCACAACAUGUAUCACAACCGACACAGCUCCGGAAUCGAAAUGGGAAAACCAUUCCUUAAGUCGGCAAUGCGUUGGUGCUACCAAGUGCCCCACAUACCCGGUAGUGUCGUGGUUGUGGACCGGAAAAUCGCCAUACCCGGCCGACGAGCGGUCCAAAAGGUUCUGGAGAUCGUCAACAAGGAGCUUGGAAGCGUCGACAUCAAAGAGGAGGAACUUUGGAGCCAACGCGCUCUCGAAGGUGAAAGAGAAGAUGACCCUCAAACCCGCAAGUGUGACCGAUACAAGGCUUUCUUGCACAUAGUGGAUGACAAGUGCGUGGGCAUUUGCCUCGCCGAGCGCAUCACCAAGGCACACCGAGUCCUGCCAGGCGAAACCGCGACCAGUGAAACUAUUCCCUUGAACGACCAUGUUCAACCGGCCGGUCCUGCAACGCCUGCGGCCACCGAGACAAGUCACGAACAAGUGGCCGAGAAUCCGCCGAAGCCGCAAAUCCCGACUCCGGUUGCCAGCCCGACGGCGUCUUUUGCCUCGUCCAGUAUCACCAUCUCCGAGGAAACUUACCCGGCCGUGGUUGGAGUCAGUCGCAUCUGGACUAGCCGGGCAUUCCGUCACAAGGGUAUUGCCAACAAUCUCUUGGAAUGUGUCAUGAGUCAAUUCAUCUAUGGAAUGGAAAUCGAACCCCAGCAGGUCGCUUUCAGCCAGCCGACAGAGAGCGGAGCCGGUCUCGCAAGAGCGUGGUUCGGUGAAAAUGAUGGCUGGGCUGUGUACAGAGAAGAGUGA
Capronia coronata CBS 617.96 is the source of this 1545-nucleotide messenger RNA. RefSeq lists its product as uncharacterized. Gene Ontology annotation, cellular component: nucleus; chromatin. The record is from RefSeq and is a predicted model, not a curated record. Gene Ontology annotation, biological process: mitotic sister chromatid cohesion. Gene Ontology annotation, molecular function: protein-lysine-acetyltransferase activity. NCBI's taxonomy places the organism in Eukaryota, Fungi, Ascomycota, Eurotiomycetes, Chaetothyriales, Herpotrichiellaceae. Bases 1 to 1545 code for a protein of 514 amino acids. The transcript has 2 exons.